AUGAAAUUAGUGCCGAUGGGUUUCACCACCGCUUAUGAGGUUCACGAACGACGCAGCGAGCUGGUUCAGAUUCGAACCGGAUCGCCCACAUUGGAUAGACUGAUUGGUGGAGGAGUGGAAACCGGUCAUAUAACCGAGAUUUUUGGCGAGUAUCGCACGGGCAAAAGUCAGAUAUGUCACAGUUUAGCAGUUAUUUGCCAAUUGCCGAUAUCAAUGGGAGGCGCCGAAGGAAAAUGCAUGUGGAUAGACACGGAAGGGACAUUUCGACCGGAACGUUUGGUUCCAAUAGCAGAAAGAUUCAAUAUGCAGAGCAAGCAUGUAUUGGAGAACAUCGCGGUAGCUCGGUGUUAUAAUUCAGACCACCAGAUUGCGCUGCUGACAACUGCAGCGGCAAUGAUGGCUGAAAGCAGAUACGCCUUGUUGAUAGUUGAUAGCGCCACUGGAUUGUUUAGGACAGACUACUGUGGUAGAGGAGAACUAGCUGCUCGACAAAUGGCACUUUCAAAGUGA
Molecule: messenger RNA, 510 nt
Organism: Cooperia oncophora
Lineage: Eukaryota; Metazoa; Nematoda; Chromadorea; Rhabditida; Trichostrongylidae
Source: the annotation of a GenBank genome assembly